UCCUUGACAGGUAAAUCAUAUAAGCUGAUCACGACAUCUACGUAGCAAGCAAUUUUGUCUUUCUUAGCUAGUAAUUUAAAGAUAAAUUUAAUUACUAAGUGCACUGUAUGUUCUAUUAAAUACUGAGAAUUAAUAAACUAUUUCAACGGUAAGACGUGUGCAGAAACAGUCCCACGAGGAGGCCCACUAUGAAUAAUCGAUGUUAUGGUUGCGCUUCCAAGUUCAAUAUCUUCAAAAAAGAGUUGGGUUGCAAAAACUGUGGGCGCUCGUUCUGUUGUGGGUGCCUGACAUACAGUGCAUUGGUGUCACGUUACGGCAAUACUGAACAGAAAGUCUGCAAGCAGUGUCACGGGAAUCUCACAAGUGGAAGAAAAAAGAAUGAUGCUGCAAGAUGGUCCCCACCUGAAAACUACAAAAAGCGGGUUGCUGCUCUUGAAGCCAAACAAGCUACAAACCAGUCUUCAGAUCAUGGAAGUGGAAAGAAUAGCACAUUAUCUUUUAUUCCAACCAAAGGCUUAAGUAAGGAGGACCAGACCAUUGCACAGCGACUCCAGAAGCUAAAAGAGGAUACCAAGCCAAAGUUAGUACCAACGGAAAAGGAGAUUGAGUCUCGCCUCGCUGCUUUGAAGGUUCCAGUCCACCCGGUGCCUUCAGCUAAAGAGAUAGAAGACCGUUUGGCAACAUUGCAAGGAAGAACAGCUCCUUCCCAAGCACCACCUCCUGUUCACCAGCCACCUGAUACCAGGACUCAGAUGGAACAGGCCAAUGAUUUAAUCACACAGAUGACAGAGGAAUUUGCCAUUGACAACCAACAGCAUCCUGAGGCUGAUAGUUCGGAGGCUUCAGUCAGCUCCCUGAACAAUCUCAACAAACGCGAUGCCGGGAGCAUGGAUGAGAACCUGGAUGAUGAGCGGCUGACUGUCAAGUGGCUAGAGGAGGAGAAGAGCCGCAUGCUGGCCGAAGCCAUGGAGGAGCUUGGCCAGGAGGAGCACAGCCAGGAGCAGCUGCUUCUGAUGGCCAAGAGGUUGGCCCUGCUGCAGGGACAUAACCCAGACCAUGUUACCAUGACAGAGUUCCAGCAACCCGAUAGUGAAGAAGAGACAGAAGAAGAAUUCAUCAGCAGGGUUUUAAAAAGGCUGUCAGAAGAGGCUGCUUUAGAUGAGGCCAGUGGUUAUAACAUCCCUCCAGAGCGAAGUGGCCCAGAAAACAUAGAGACACACAAACCCAAAUCCAACAGGAAGCAUAGCCGAGUUCAGUCGUCUAAUUCCAAGCCUCAAGCUACCGCCACUUUGUGCCUUGGCUCAAACAGUGAGGAGGAGGAUGAAGAGGAAGAGCUGCCCUGGUGCUGCAUAUGUAAUCAGGAUGCCAGCAUUCGAUGCCACACAUGCGACCGAGACCUGUACUGCAACCGUUGCUUUAGGGAAGGCCAUGACAGAUAUGAUCGAGAAGAGCACCGUACAUCAAGUUACACUGCCCCUAAGAAAGCCAAGCGAAGCACAUAACUUCAGGAACACUGAUAUUUUCUUUGGCUAACUGUAUCAUACAGAUAACCACCAUUUUAGGACUGAUGAAGGCAGGUAUUGUAAAUUAUUAACUUGCUAAAAAAUCAUGGCAUGGGUUGUGAAAAUGUCUGAUGUAUUUCUUUCGUAUAUGUAUUUCAGGUAUUUUCAGUCUGGUAAAUAUAAAAUAUCACAGCUGAUGUAAUUAUCCCAGGAGCAAAGUAGUCUUCAGUAAUAUUUAGUGUCUGUCUUAGGUUAAUGAGUUAUCACUGGGUUUUGGUUUUAGGACUUAAAAUGGGGGAAUGUUAAAAUUAUUUAUUUGUUGAAUAAUGUUUCUGGAAAAUGCAUAAAUAAUAAAUAAAUCCUUCACCUCA
Molecule: messenger RNA, 1873 nt
Organism: Electrophorus electricus (electric eel)
Lineage: Eukaryota; Metazoa; Chordata; Actinopteri; Gymnotiformes; Gymnotidae
Gene: zfyve19
Product: zinc finger, FYVE domain containing 19
Biological process (GO): mitotic cytokinesis checkpoint signaling; abscission
Cellular component (GO): centrosome; cleavage furrow; midbody
Molecular function (GO): phosphatidylinositol-3-phosphate binding; metal ion binding
Source: RefSeq, a predicted model, not a curated record